AUGGCUGCCUCUCAAUAUUGGCUCUCUCUUCUGGUCCUCUCCUGCUGUGUGGCUCUCUUGCUGCCACCGUGUGCUCAGGGGGCUCCACAGGAGCCAGUGUACCCUGGCGAUGAUGCCACCCCAGAGCAGAUGGCUCUGUAUGCUGCAGAACUCCGAAGAUAUAUCAAUAGGCUGACCCGGCCCAGGUAUGGGAAGAGAGCAGUGGGCCAGAGAAUCUUCCAGGAUGGAGUGGAUAUCUUGGAGUAGGUGGUUCUGCUGCGCAUUCCCAGGACACCCAGUCAUCUGAAACAUCAGCGCUCCUGCCUCAUUCCCCUUUCCUCAUUUCCAGAGCCCUGUAGGAAGUCUUGGUCCUAGCUCCUAUGGCCCUGGCAGAAGCUGAGCCAUAGAGUUCUAUCCUCAUCCCUAAACCAGGCUUAAUAAAGCUGAAUCAAAAUCACA
Molecule: messenger RNA, 438 nt
Organism: Vombatus ursinus (common wombat)
Lineage: Eukaryota; Metazoa; Chordata; Mammalia; Diprotodontia; Vombatidae
Gene: PPY
Product: pancreatic polypeptide
Exons: 3
Coding region: 1-246 (81 amino acids)
Biological process (GO): feeding behavior; neuropeptide signaling pathway
Cellular component (GO): extracellular region
Molecular function (GO): neuropeptide Y receptor binding; neuropeptide hormone activity
Source: RefSeq, a predicted model, not a curated record